This is a messenger RNA of Helianthus annuus (common sunflower), 585 nucleotides long. Its product is annotated as glutaredoxin-C9-like. NCBI's taxonomy places the organism in Eukaryota, Viridiplantae, Streptophyta, Magnoliopsida, Asterales, Asteraceae. The record is from RefSeq and is a predicted model, not a curated record. The transcript has a single exon. Bases 58 to 471 code for a protein of 137 amino acids.
CUCACACACACUAAAACACACACAAACACACACACUUUCUAAAAAAAAGCUUCAAAAAUGCAACAAGCAAUUCCAUACAAAACAUACACCCUACCAUCAACCCACCACAACACAACCAACCCACAACCACCAACACAACUCAACAGAUCAUCAAAAAACGCCGUCAGAGACGCCGUGACGGAAAACGCCGUCAUCGUGUUGGCCCGUCACGGAUGCUGCAUGAGUCACGUGGUGAAACGGCUGCUUAACGGUCAUGGAGUCAACCCUAGCGUCUUUGAGUUUGAAGAAGAUGAGGAGAAUGAUGUUGUGAAGGAAAUUGAGAUGAUUGGGGAUGAAAAUGGACGGAAUAUGCAGUUUCCGGCGGUGUUUAUCGGUGGACGGAUGUUCGGUGGAUUGGAUCAGGUGAUGACGAUGCAUAUUUCCGGUGAGUUGAUUCCGGUGCUUAAACAGGCCGGUGCCUUAUGGUUAUGAUUAUGAAUUUGAAUUUUUGUUCUAGUAUUGGUAGAUAGAUUUUGUUAAUUUAUUUUGUAUCUAAUAUAUAUUAUUUUUAUGUAAGAAAUAAUGUAUUACUAAUUUCUAGUUGAA